Molecule: messenger RNA, 2330 nt
Organism: Caenorhabditis angaria
Lineage: Eukaryota; Metazoa; Nematoda; Chromadorea; Rhabditida; Rhabditidae
Source: the annotation of a GenBank genome assembly
AUGAAUGCAAACGAAACUUACGAGGUACGCAGAGGACGACUUGUCAACAGAUUUCCAUCGUUGAUCUUGAUUCAAGAAGUUGGACUGCGGGUUAGUUUAUUUUUUUUAUGAAAUAAAUGAUUUUCAGAAUUGUUAAGAUCAGAGAUUUCUAUUAAUUUUAUAAAAUUCGGUAGAUUAAAAACGUUAACAAAAUUGAUAAUUAUUCAAAAACGCCGUGGGUGGUCUCAAAACACAUAUCUAGAAAGUUUUAAGAAAGUCAGUUACUCUUAAUCUCAUUCAAUAACUUUCGAACAGUAAAAAUGAUUCACAAAUAAAUAUUGAAAAUAAAUAUCGACACAUGGUGUUAUAAUAUUUUGAAAGAUGAUUCACAACAUUAAAAUUCAAGUUUCUCCUGAUUUGAGUUGGUUUUGAAAAUAAGUUUAUUACGCAACAUUUAUCAAUCAAUCAAACAUUUAUCAGAUAGAUUCUGUACUUUUUAAAACAACCUAUACCAAAGAAAAGUGCGUGAAGUUCUAAAAUUUAAAAUUAACUACAAGAUAUUUUGAUUGAAUUUUUUUCGAAACCGAAUUCCUUCCAAAAGUAUAUGUAGUUCAACUAGACCAAUUUUUGAUUUCAUCAUUUUCUUUUCCAAAUACAUAUGUUUAUAACAUACUUUGUCCUAUCUAUGAACCACGUGUAUCUCAUCCAUCUGUUUGAGAAAAAAACAAAAUAGAAUUAAUGAUUGUUUUUUUACAUAUAGGUUGAUAAUGAAACUGAAGAAAAACUAUUUCAUAAAAUCCAGUUUCUUUUCCUAAAAAUGGACAAAACACCUUUGUUUGGGGUUUUUUCUAAUUUGCAACAUUUUGCCUAUUUUUUGGUUAUUUUUUUUUGAAAAAAAAACAGAACAACAAAGAAUGGUUUACAACCUUUUUUUUCGUGUUCCGUAAUUUGAUUUGAUAGGUUUCUUUCGCUUUUCUGAUUUUACGUAAAAAAAAUUAGCAAAACUGAUUUGUUUAGGGAACAGUUUUUGAUAGGAAUAGGAAAGAUACAUAGUGAGACCACCCAUACAGUUUAUUCAUUUUGAGUAUUUGUUAAUAGAAAUCUAAAUUUUUUAGUAUUUUUUCGAAAUGAUUAUGAAAUUUCAGAAAACUUUGCUGUUAAAAAAACGAUUUUUGAUUACUCGCGAUUUCGAAAAAAAAAUCAAAAAACAUUUUUUGUAUCUCCAAAUUUUUCUGUACUUUUUUUGCAUUUAAAAAUAGAAAAACAGAAAUCUAUUAGAAAUUGAACAAAAUUCCAGCAAGCUGUAAGUUUCAUGUUUUUCUCGACCGUCUUUUUGAUCAGCACAUCGCAAAACAUGGGACUUUUUGAGUUUGUGAGUUAGAACAAAAAUCAGGCUUGUUUGGGGUCAGAAACAAGAUUUAAUUGGACUUCUUAGAAUAACCCUCAAUUCUUUUGAAACACAAACAUAGAACAUUGAUGUGUGAUUCGUGACUUUAGGAAUAUGUAAGCUGUAAAAUAAUGUAGAUAACUCAAAAACUCUGUUAUCAAUUUUGUUUUCUGAAAAAAUUCCAGACAAGCCUGAUAACUCCCCUCCCUCCAUAAGAACUAAUAAUCUAUUCAAAUUUCUGAUUAACAGACAGCUUUCGAGUUAGUUCUCUUCUACACUUAUGCCCUUUUCCUAUACACAAUUGUCAUAAUGUGUUUACGUCGUGCGAUUCUCAUUGUCCGUGCAAUGUUCGUUAUACCAAUCCUCAUCGUUCUCGUAUGUUUUUUUCUUGUCUCGUCUAACCUUUUAUCAAAACUACUGAUAAUAUGAUUAUUUUCAGGCCACACUUGUUUCAUUUAACCUAAUGUUGUUUGCCGCACUUUUUUCGACACUUUUGAUUCAUUCAGAAGAUGGCCUAUUGUUCUGUAAGUUCUAUAUAUUUUCAUUUAUUUUGCCAUUCAUAUUAUUUUCAUAUUCAUAUUCAUAUAUAUAUGAAGUGAAAUAAAAUGAAAUAGAAAAAUAACCAAAAAAAAUAUAUAUUGAAUUUCUCUAUCUCUCUUUUCAUUUUCCAGGUUGGCACACCGUGUUAACUUGUAUUACAAUUUUCAUCAUUGUUGUUUUGUUCCAAUCAAUGGAAACUAUCUCGACUGCAGUCAUGAAUCUCUUUGACAUCCAGGUUGUUUAUUAAUUAAUUAAAAGGCUUUCUGAUUAAUUAGGUAUUUUCUUUAAGAAACUGUUGGAUGUUAAUAACCGCCGCAGAGUUCUCAUUGCUGUCAAUCGCAACUGGAAUUCUCACUACGAUGGAGCUCAAAGAAGAUCCAGACAACGUGUUCGUUUCCAAGUUGUCUCAACUCCAAUUUACUAA